AGGGAGGGAGGGAGGGCCACACUUCCCAGGCAGGCCCUCAGCAACCAGCGCCUCGCUUCUCUCUGCCACCAAGGACACGCCUGCGGCUCCUGCCAUGGACAGGUGGUACCUGGGUGGCAGCCCCAAGGGGGAAGUGGACCCAUUCUACUACGACUAUGAGACUGUCCGCAAAGGGGGCCUCAUCUUUGCUGCCCUGGCCUUCGUCGUGGGGCUCAUUAUCAUCCUCAGCAAAAGACUCCGCUGUGGGGGCAAAAAGAAGCACCGGCAAGUCAAUGGUGACGAUCUGUAAUGACGGAGUCAGCUGUGUCCCCGCUGCAGGGGGGACCUUGGGAAGCCUUCCCUGAGCUGUAGACCUUUGUCCCCAGCACUGCCAAGGCCCUCAGGCUGAAGGAAGCACCAAGCUCCGUGUGACCCCUGGGUUUGCACAGCCUCCUCCCACCCCAGGCCGCCUCCUGUUAAUAAUAAAGCGAGCCUCAGAGACA
Molecule: messenger RNA, 482 nt
Organism: Neogale vison (American mink)
Lineage: Eukaryota; Metazoa; Chordata; Mammalia; Carnivora; Mustelidae
Product: sodium/potassium-transporting ATPase subunit gamma-like
Exons: 6
Coding region: 95-289 (64 amino acids)
Biological process (GO): regulation of sodium ion transmembrane transporter activity; monoatomic ion transport
Cellular component (GO): membrane
Molecular function (GO): sodium channel regulator activity
Source: RefSeq, a predicted model, not a curated record